Molecule: messenger RNA, 3239 nt
Organism: Lytechinus variegatus (green sea urchin)
Lineage: Eukaryota; Metazoa; Echinodermata; Echinoidea; Temnopleuroida; Toxopneustidae
Exons: 1
Coding region: 1290-2021 (243 amino acids)
Source: RefSeq, a predicted model, not a curated record
CUUUGUUCAAGGUAUCGGCCCGUGGGAAGCAUGAAUUUGACAAGCAGAAGAUCAACAGACUUUGGUUCUACCACCUGAACCACAGUUCACCCAAGGCCAAGCUCCAAAGCCAGCACGUUACAUUGCAGCCAAACUGCUGAUGUGGAUGCCUCGCAAACUUUGGGGAUUGAAGAUUCGUUGUCCCAACCAAGAGUGCAACGGUCAGGAGCUGUUAUCAGCCGGUGUCUACACCCAUGUGCGACAGGUCAUGGACAUUGAUGGAUUCUACAACAUGGGUGCUGAGUAUUGGAAUGCAGAAAGUGUCACAAGAAGUUCAUCAGUUGGAGCAAGCCCAUCCUAGACCAACUGGACACCAGUCACCAGCUGCAAUUCCCGGUGGUGCUCACAUACAGGUUAGUAAAUACUUUACUUCAUUGCUCCCUAUACUGUACUACUUUUUCAGAUAGAAAUGGUUCAUGGAGGGUUGUAAUUUGAAAUACUAUGUUAAACAAAAUAUUUCCAAACCCUGUGACAGAUUUGCACUGAUAUUCUGAUUCCUUGAUUUCUUUUUUUUUUUGCUACAGAGGUGCUUGUGACAAGAAAAUUGCGGGGAUGAUGCAGGACAGGACGCUUGGCAACGGACCAUUCCAGAUGAUCCGCAAGCUGAAAGAGGACCACACUGAUGCUUGGCUUGCAAAGACUGCCUACUAUUGUUCUGCGGUUGAGGAGUUUGUCGAUGCCAGUGAAAGGGGCCUCAUCAAUCCACCAAACUGCCAACCACCGCCCGCAAUGCCUUCUCUUCCCAAGUAUCGUUGGCUCCUGAUGGUGUACUGCAACGACGUGCUGGAGCGCAUCUACAUUCGGCCGUAUUCUCAAGAUGGACUCGACCAAGAUGGUGAACAUAAAUGUGCUAUUCAUUUGAUGUAAUGUGAUCAUGUGUAACAAAAUGGAUAACUUUAAAAUUCAAUUAAAUGGGCGAUGGACGUUUAAUAACAAUCACUUUUAAGCAUUCAAUUGUUUUAUUUUUGCUUGUGUGGUUAAGUGGUGACUGACAGCAAAAACAGUACAUUUUAAGGACUUUCAAUUAAGACUUUGAUUAAUAAUUGUUAUCUCAUCCUGUUUGUUUAUAAAUGUUUCUUUACUUCCUUCAUUUCUCUGUAUAGUACGUGUAUGAUUGUAUAAGAUACUUGAAAUUCAUUCCAUUUCUAAAAUUCAUCUUUCCAUCACAGAUCACAAGGAAACUUAGAGGCAAGUCAGCAAGGACUGCUGCUUGGGCAACCAACGUCGGCAACGAGUGUGGACAAGUACUGAUGUCCGUGAUGACUGUUGGUGAGGGAGCCGGUCUCUACGAGAUGGUCAAAGGUAUCCAGAGACGGUAUGAAGCAGACGGCCAACCUAGACCAGAGCUUCUGUACGUGGACAGAGGCUGCUGUGGUGCGGACUACAGGAUCUUCAGGGGGUGGCCAGACAUGCCUGUCCGACUCGACGUCUGGCACUUCAUGAGGAGGCUUGCUAGAGGAUGCACCAGCACUGAGCACCAACUCUACCGGUUUUUUCAGAGAUGGUUGUCAGCCUGCAUCUUUGCAUGGAGCGCAGAUGACCAAAAUCAACUCAUCGCCGCAAAUAGAGGUGAACAGAGGGACCAAGGCAUCGCUGAAACUUCUGAUGACGUCAUCCUGAAGCACCUUGGAAAGAGCUCGAUUGCACGACACUGCAGACGAGUGACCAGAGGAAUGGAGGAGACUAUCCAACUCAUAGGAGAUCUCUUGGCUUGCUUGGAUGGCGAGGGAGGACUUGACACAAUCGGUGUUCCCCUCUUUGACUCCGACAGAGUGUGGGAGAUUUGGGACUCCCAGCAGAGGCACAUCGCAUGCCUACAAGAUCCACCAGAUGUCCAGCUCUACACCAAGAUAGGAGAGUUGGUGAAAGGUGGCAUCACAUUGCCUGUGUACAGACGUGCUAGAGGUUCAACGUCGCCUGAGUCCUUCCAUCUUCACAUGAACCGGUUCAUCCCUGGUAAGUUCAUGUCUUAUAUCACUUAAAGUGUGUUGUAAAACAAGUAUGAUAAAAUCUGUCAAUGUCAGAUCAUGCUGAUUCUUCACCAUUAUGUAACUAUUUGGAGUAUCUUUAUAUCUACAGGUAUCUGUCUACAUUCCUCUUGUGUAUUGGAAGUAACUGGCGAUGGAUGGAUACAUUUCAUAAUACAUUCAAAAUACUUUGUUCAUUUCAUUGUUCAAGGACAUCAGCCAACAAUGUCCACUUCCAGGCCUACCUUCUUGAGGGGUACAUAGAUGGAACUGUGAUCGUGCAAGGGAUGCUGAAGCUGCCACUGCGCCUUCUCACGCAUCAUAUGGCACCUACAAUGAGUUUGAUGUCAACUGUCAACCGGUUGACCUAGAAGCUGUUCGGACUUAAGAUCAACCCUACUCUGACUGCACCCCAAAAGAACACAGGUAUGCCAAUGCCUUUCUGUCAAUUUAUUUGUUACAGGGGAGCUUAUCGGCCUGGAAUAUCUCUUCAACCAGACCAACGAGGAGCUACUUCCAAUUCCAUGCAUCCUGAUGAAGGGGAGGUAGAAGAUGAUGAUGGCGAGGGCUUGACUAAUGAUGCUUUACUGAUUAUGGAUUCUUCCUUUCUUUUAGUAAUACACACCAACACUGUCUUCCCUAUGCACCUUCAGUAGUUCACAAUAGCAAAGAUUAUAAAUAUAUAGGAGAGAAUAUUAAGCUUGCAGUUUUGAUAUGACAUAAUGUAUGUAGCUUUGUCUCAGAUAUGUGUGUGGACCAGUGCCAUGAAAUAAACCCCAGAACCCUUGCUAAAGUUAGUCAAGUCAAAGAUAUUAAUUGUUGCUUUAAAGUAAUGUUGGUGUUUAGAUCAGAAGGCGUAUAUUUGGAUAAUAAUUAAUGUAAUGUAUGCAUUUAUUAUCGAAGUGAUUGAUGUGUAAAUGAAAUAUGGAUGCAACAGAUGAGUAGUUUGUUUAUCUAUUCAUGGACAUUUUCUUAUGAUAAGUUUAGAAUUAAUGUUCAAAACAUAUUGGCCCUUUAUAUAACAUCAGCAGUCCCAGCUAUGCUGUCGAGUUGGCAUGUCUUCACCUUCACACAUGUCUGGCUUGUUUUACUUGCACAUAAUUUACGCACACACGCACACACAUUGUCACCAUUACUUCUAUCCUGGACAGCUAAUGAUAUAUCCUUUCGGGCACAACAAAUUCAAGAUUUUUAUGCUUUCCAUCUGGGGAAGUUGUCGUGUUGGUGCAGAAA